This is a messenger RNA of Schistocerca americana (American grasshopper), 1206 nucleotides long. RefSeq lists its product as uncharacterized. The transcript is spliced from 5 exons. Lineage: Eukaryota; Metazoa; Arthropoda; Insecta; Orthoptera; Acrididae. Gene Ontology annotation, cellular component: extracellular region. Bases 41 to 694 code for a protein of 217 amino acids. The record is from RefSeq and is a predicted model, not a curated record. Gene Ontology annotation, molecular function: chitin binding.
CCUUCAUCUCAUCACUCGCUCUCAGACGUUUCUGACAGCCAUGCCUUCACGAGUAGCUGUAAGGCUUACCAUCGCGUUCCUGGCCAUUGCCGCCAGCGCUGCCGGUGAGGAAUAUAUGGAGGCUGACGAAUAUAUGGAAUACGAACUAAAAGCGACUUGUUCGUAUCCCAGUCAAGUUGUAUGCAGUAAUGACUGCUCACAGGUCAACUUGUGCAUGAGUGUGGAUGGCGGCCUAUCGCCCACCGUGGUGGAGACCUGUGACGUCAAUGCCGGCCAGAGGUGCAGCUUCUCGCAGAAGACGUGCGUGGCCGAGGGCUCCUCCGACUGCCACAGCUUCGUCACCAACUUCACGUGCAACGACCUGGGCGCCUACCCCGACCCCUACGACUGCACCACGUACCACGUCUGCUUGCAGGGCGACACCACAGCGGAACUGGGCCACUGCGAGGACGGCUGGGCCUACAACGCGCUCACCAACGACUGCAGCCUUAAGACGACGGACCGCCCAUGCGUGGAGGGCCCAAUCGAUGGCUGCACGUCACCAGCGCAGGUGGGCGUGGUGCAGGAGAACCCGGCCAUCUACUACGUCUGCAUCCGCGAGAAUGGGAACCUCUUCCCAGACAUGCGCAGGUGCCACCACGGGCAGAUCUUCAACGUCACCACUGUCGGGUGCACAGACAAACAAGAAAAUUGAAGCACCGCGGCUUCUGGGUAAGAUUAAAGUCAACAGAGUACCUCAUCACCAUGUGGAGCUUCUGCCAUGUCCACAGCCAUUACGGACCACAGCGGCCGAAACUGGAACUCUGAUAGUGUCUCACAACCAGAAGAUGGACAUCUACAAUGAUCAUAGACAUAAGUUCAACAUCCAUUUUUCAGUUGUUUAUUAGCACCAGCACCAAGAAAUGUAAAUAAUUUGUGCAUAACUAGUCAAAAGCAACUGAAAACGUUACAUUAACUAAUCUGUGUGUCAAGUGUUUGAUUGCCAACCUGUUCACUGACAUAUGCCAAGUAAGAAAACUAUUUGGAUUUUAGCACAGCUUAACCAUAAUACUCAGCACAAACAUUUCAAAAGUACCACCAUACUAAACAUUUCUUUUUCUACGGUAAAUAAAAACAGACCCAUAACUAUAACGUCUAUUAAAAUAUGUUCUAUACAAACUCAUAUUGUGGUAAAUAAUAUCAAAUAAACUAUCCAAGAAUAAAGUA